This is a messenger RNA of Odobenus rosmarus divergens (Pacific walrus), 3220 nucleotides long. RefSeq names its product ER membrane protein complex subunit 1 (gene EMC1). Gene Ontology annotation, cellular component: EMC complex. The record is from RefSeq and is a predicted model, not a curated record. Gene Ontology annotation, biological process: protein folding in endoplasmic reticulum. Bases 43 to 3024 code for a protein of 993 amino acids. Gene Ontology annotation, molecular function: protein binding. The transcript has 23 exons. NCBI's taxonomy places the organism in Eukaryota, Metazoa, Chordata, Mammalia, Carnivora, Odobenidae.
GGUGCCUGAAGGGCCGGCGGCGGGCGGGCGCAGGUUCCCAUCAUGGCGGCGGCGGCGGCUCUCCCGCUCUGGCUCUGGGCUGCACUGCUUGUCCUUGCGGCCGCGGUUUACGAAGACCAAGUGGGCAAAUUUGAUUGGAGACAGCAGUAUGUUGGGAAGCUCAAGUUUGCCUCCUUGGAAUUUUCCCCUGGAUCCAAGAAGUUGGUUGUGGCCACAGAGAAGAAUGUGAUUGCAGCAUUAAAUUCUCGGACUGGGGAGAUAUUGUGGCGCCAUGUUGACAAGGGCACGACAGAAGGGGCUGUGGAUGCCAUGCUGCUCUACGGACAAGAUGCAAUCACUGUGUCCAAUGGAGGCCGGAUCAUGCGUUCCUGGGAGACUAACAUUGGGGGCCUGAACUGGGAGAUUACCUUGGACAGUGGCAGUUUCCAGGCACUUGGGCUGGUAGGCCUGCAGGAAUCAGUGAGGUACAUUGCGGUCCUGAAGAAGACCACUCUUGCCCUGCAUCAUCUCUCCAGUGGGCACCUCAAGUGGGUGGAACAUCUCCCUGAAAGUGACAGCAUCCAUUACCAGAUGAUGUAUUCCUACGGGUCUGGGGUGGUGUGGGCCCUCGGAGUUGUUCCCUUCAGCCACGUGAACAUCGUCAAGUUUAAUGUGGAAGACGGAGAGAUUGUUCAGCAGGUCAGGGUGUCAACCCCCUGGCUUCAGAGUCUCACUGGAGCCUGUGGUGUGGUGGAUGAGGCUGUCCUGGUGUGCCCUGACCCGAGCUCACGGUCCCUCCAGACCUUGGCCCUGGAGACGGAGUGGGAGUUGAGGCAGAUCCCACUGCAGUCUCUUGACUUAGAAUUUGCAAGUGGAUUCCAGCCCCGGGUCCUGCCCACACAGCCCAACCCAGUGGAUCCUUCUCGGGCCCAGUUCUUCCUGCAGUUGUCCCCGAGCCACUAUGCUCUGCUGCAGUACCAUCACGGAGUCCUGAGUCUGCUCAAAACCUUCCCACAGGCUGCCCUCGUGAGCUUUGCCACCACUGGGGAGAAGACAGUGGCUGCAGUUGUGACUUGUCGCAGUGAAAUGCAGAAGCCUAGCAGUUCUGAAGAUGGGUCACUGGGGAGCUUUGCGGAGAAGCCCAGUGUUCAGGACUCACUGACUUGCUUCAACCAGACCUACACCAUUAAUCUCUACUUAGUGGAGACAGGUCGGCGGCUGCUUGAUACCACCAUCACCUUCAGUCUGGAACAGAAUGGCACUCGGCCAGAGCGGCUCUAUAUCCAGGUGUUCUUGAAGAAGGACGACUCGGUGGGCUACCGGGCCUUGGUGCAGACAGAGGAUCACCUGCUCCUUUUCCUGCAGCAGCUGGCAGGGAAGGUGGUGCUGUGGGGCCGGGAGGAGUCGUUGGCGGAGGUGGUGUGCCUGGAGAUGGUGGAUCUGCCCCUGACGGGUGCGCAGGCUGAGCUGGAAGGAGAAUUCGGCAAGAAGGCAGACGGCUUGCUGGGGAUGUUCCUGAAACGCCUCUCGUCCCAGCUCAUCUUGCUGCAGGCGUGGACUUCCCACCUCUGGAAGAUGUUUUACGACGCUCGAAAGCCCCGAAGUCAGAUUAAGAAUGAGAUCAACAUUGACACCCUAGCCAGAGAUGAAUUUAAUCUCCAGAAGAUGAUGGUGAUGGUGACAGCCUCGGGCAAGCUUUUUGGCAUUGAGAGCAGCUCUGGCACCAUCCUGUGGAAACAGUAUCUCCCCAAUGUCAAGUCAGACUCCUCCUUUAAACUGAUGGUCCAGAGGACUACUGCCCAUUUCCCCCACCCCCCACAGUGCACCCUCCUGGUAAAGGACAAGGAGACGGGAGUGAGUUCUCUGUAUGUCUUCAAUCCCAUCUUUGGCAAGUGGAGUCAGGUGGUUCCCCCACUGCUGAAGCGGCCCAUCUUGCAGUCUUUGCUUCUCCCCAUCAUGGAUCAAGACUAUGCCAAGGUGCUGCUGUUGAUCGAUGAUGAGUAUAAGGUCACGGCAUUCCCAGCCACUCGGAAUGUCUUGCGACAGCUACAUGAGCUCGCCCCUUCCAUCUUCUUCUAUUUGGUGGAUGCAGAACAGGGACGGCUAUGUGGAUAUCGACUUCGAAAGGAUCUUACCACUGAGCUGAGUUGGGAGCUGACUAUUCCCCCAGAAGUGCAGCGCAUCGUCAAGGUGAAGGGAAAGCGCAGCAGUGAGCACGUUCACUCCCAGGGCCGCGUGAUGGGGGACCGCAGCGUGCUCUAUAAGAGCUUGAACCCCAACCUGCUGGCCGUGGUGACAGAGAGCACAGACGUACACCAUGAACGCACCUUCAUUGGCAUCUUCCUCGUCGAUGGCGUCACCGGGCGCAUCAUCCACUCCUCCGUGCAGAGGAAAGCCAAGGGCCCCGUCCACAUUGUACACUCAGAGAACUGGGUGGUGUACCAGUACUGGAACACCAAGGCCCGGCGCAACGAGUUUACCGCGCUGGAGCUCUACGAGGGCACCGAGCAAUACAACGCCACCGCCUUCAGCUCCCUGGACCGCCCCCAGCUGCCCCAGGUCCUCCAGCAGUCCUACAUCUUCCCCUCCUCCAUCAGUGCCAUGGAAGCCACCAUCACUGAGCGGGGCAUCACCAGUCGGCACCUGCUUAUUGGGCUGCCUUCCGGAGCAAUUCUUUCCCUUCCUAAGGCCUUGUUGGAUCCCCGCCGUCCCGAGAUCCCAACAGAACAAAGCAGGGAGGAGAACCUGAUCCCGUAUUCCCCAGAUGUGCAGAUACACGCAGAGCGAUUCAUUAACUACAACCAGACGGUUUCUCGAAUGCGAGGUAUCUACACAGCUCCCUCAGGCCUGGAGUCCACUUGUUUGGUUGUGGCCUAUGGUUUGGACAUUUACCAAACUCGAGUCUACCCAUCCAAGCAGUUUGACGUCCUGAAGGAUGACUAUGACUAUGUGCUCAUCAGCAGUGUCCUCUUUGGCCUGGUGUUUGCCACCAUGAUAACCAAGAGACUGGCGCAGGUGAAGCUCCUGAAUCGGGCCUGGCGGUAAGGAUGCAGGACCCCACUGCCGGAGAGCGGAGAGCUUGGGGCAGCGAGGGCCGGACGGGGAGCUCCAGCUGCGGUGGGACGGGUCAGGCGAGGACGGGUGUCGGGUGUUCAUCUCAGCUGAGUCGUGGGAAGAAGCUGGACUUUCGCGGAGCCUCCUCGGGACAGGUCUGCCGCAGCGUCGGUUGCGGAAGGAGGCU